AUGAGUGCUCGCGACAGCGAUAUCGACGUAGCGUUCCAGUCGACUGCACUGGACGUGGUGGGCUCGUGGCUGAUUGGUGGACGAUCCAGUGAAGACAGCACGACCGAGCACGAGACGCAGCCGCCAGUCCGUCGUCCUGUCGCGCUCUAUCGGCCGUCGUCGUCGUCGUCCGCACCGCUUCUGACGCGACCGAAUGCCGCGUCUGCAGACCUUGUGCUGACGGAGAAGGAGCGAGAGAUGAAGCACAAGAUGCUGCGCAAGCAUCGAGGCACACAUGCAGAAGAGGCGGUAAAGGCGGAGCAGGAGGCACAGCAGCAGCGAGAAGAGGCACAGGACAAAGAAGAGCAGGAGCUCGUGCGGCUCAAGACGCAGAAACACAAGAGCAAGCGCCAACGCACGGCGCAGGACGAGCUCCUUGACACGUUGAGGGAUGAAGCAACGAAGAAGAAGGCCAAGAAUCUGAAACGGAAGUUGCAGCUGCAACGGAAGACGCAGCAGCAGCAGCGACAACGGAAGCAGCAGAAUGGAAUCGGCGUUGUCGCGAAGUGA
Messenger RNA from Peronospora matthiolae, 549 nucleotides. Lineage: Eukaryota; Oomycota; Peronosporomycetes; Peronosporales; Peronosporaceae. The record is from the annotation of a GenBank genome assembly.